Molecule: messenger RNA, 1291 nt
Organism: Meloidogyne enterolobii
Lineage: Eukaryota; Metazoa; Nematoda; Chromadorea; Rhabditida; Meloidogynidae
Source: the annotation of a GenBank genome assembly
UAUUGACGGAGAGAAAGGAGGAGUUAAAUUUAUUUAAAAAAAUGGAGGAAGAAAUAAAGAAGAACGAAGAAGCUGCUAUUUUAGUGGAUAAUUGUAAUAAUAAAAAAGGUUCUCAUUUUUUAAAAUAUAACAAUUUUGUUGAAGAAGGCGAUACAGUUAUUAUUUAUGUUAAUCCUGGUACUAAAUAUUCUAUCGUUGUUAAAAGAGGCAAAACUAUACACAUGAAAUAUGGUGCUUUAAGACAUGAAUUUUUAAUUGGAAAACGUUAUGGAACACCAAUAUCUGCCACAGCCGGUUACGUUUACAUUUUACGCCCUUCCCCGCAUUUAUGGACUCAAACAUGUCCAAAACGUACCCAAAUUUUGUAUACUCCAGAUAUUGGAACAAUAAUUUUACUUUUGGAUAUUAAACCUGGUUCUAUUGUUUGUGAGACGGGGACAGGAAGUGGAUCUCUAACUCAUGCUUUAGCAACAACUGUUGGACCGAAAGGAAAAGUCUAUUCUUAUGAUAUUGAGGCUGAACGUGUUGAGGCUGUUAAAGCAGAGAUUGAGACUCACGGACUUUCCUCAAUCGUUUCCAUAAAUUGCCACAACAGUUGCUCCAACAAUGGUUUCCCUCCUGAAAUUUCUAAUAAAUGUGAUGCUUUAUUUCUUGAUUUACCUUCUCCAUGGCUGGCUGUACAAGCUUGUGUUGAAGCUUUAAAUCCAAAUAAAUUUGGCCGUCUAGUUUCUUUUUCUCCAUGUAUUGAACAAGUCCAACAAAUGGCACAAACAUUAGAGAAGAAUGGAUUUAUUAGUAUCGAAACUAUUGAAAUUGUUCCAAGGAAAUUAAAGGUUAUCAAUGUCGAAUCUGAAACUUUGGCUGAAACAGCAUUACUUGGAUCCAAUUUACCUAUAAACUAUAAAGGAAUUGAGGAAAAUACUUUGAAUAAACAACAAAAUAAAACUCGUAGAAAUAAUAAAAGAAAACGUCCAAAAUGGGCAGAAGGAAAUGAUCAAGAAGAGACAAAUGGAGAAGAAAAUUCAAAAAAAGAAAUUAUAUUUGAUACAAUUCCAUUUCCAACAAAUCAACCUACACAUACAGGUUAUUUAACUUCAGCUACUUUAUUACCUAAACAACAACGUGCUUAGAGAAGUUGGGUUGUUUAUAAGCUAACAAUACGUGUUCAGUUAGCUGGUCCCCCUUUGCUUCUUCAAAUUGUUCCCCUCCCCCCUUCGCUUCCACCCCAUCCUUCCUUUUUUUUAUUUUUAGUUAUUCUACUUUGUUUUUUCUGCCUACCUAUUUCAACACC